Molecule: messenger RNA, 4918 nt
Organism: Python bivittatus (Burmese python)
Lineage: Eukaryota; Metazoa; Chordata; Lepidosauria; Squamata; Pythonidae
Gene: STON1
Product: stonin 1
Biological process (GO): endocytosis; regulation of endocytosis
Source: RefSeq, a predicted model, not a curated record
GCCCCCCUCCACGUCGAUUAAAGAUGCCCCUCGGGAGUUAGCGGAACGCGUCCGGCUCGCCUUCGCCAGGGAGCAGCUUGGCUCGAUUGUCAGUUGCGAAGGGUGGAAGGCGAAGACAGGUUGGUCGGAGGGGAGGCCGGCCGGCGGGCGACCGCGGGGCUGCCGGAGCUUGGGACAGGAGCAGCUGGCGAGGAAGCGAAGGAGGCAGCUGCUUCCUCCCUGCUCUUCCUUUUCCUUCGCUUUUUCGCCGGCAGCGGCUGUCUCGCUUUCCGUCUCGCGGAGCCCAGAGGGAUCCGCACCCACGCCGAUGAAUUACAAAUGAGACUUUUGCUCAGUUUUUCCAGAUUGCUACAACAAGAUGUUUACUGCAAAUACUGCAGACUGGGUUACUUUUGAAGAUGAAUCCCAGUCCCCUCAGAAGUCAAGAGAAAAUGUUAAUUCUUGCAGACCAAAUGGGCUUAAACUCGCUCUGCCUAAAGUGCAAGAUUUUUCAAGCCAAUUAUCUUCCUCCAGCAAUACUUCUCUCUCAUCUCCUAUAAGUGACUAUUACUAUAGCCCUCGGCCCCCCAGUAACUCUCCACUCUGUACACCCACCAAAGACUAUCCUGUCAGUCCUUGCUUUCCCAAAUCAGGAACUCAUUUUCUUAGUUCUAUACCAGAGUUGUCAUCCAACGUUAAUCUCCCACUAAUUGAACCAUCUUCUCAAAAAUUAAUUGGAAUAUCUCAGCCUGUGCACAGUUCAGAAGUUUCUGUUCUAAAACCAACAGAUGGUGCACAUGCUAUGCAUCAAGAAAACUCAAAGAAACUGGAAAAUUCCUUCGAUUCACAAACCUUUUUUCAGAAUGUUUCAACUGACUCUGCUUUCUCUAAUCCAUUUUGGUCAGAAGAUUCAUCUGCUGUGUCUUUGUCCAGCUUUCAUGGGCACAAAAAAGAGCCAGAUUUUGAAAGAGAUUGUUCUUUUAAAGGGAAGAAAAGCUGGCCAGAUCAGAAAAGCCUAAACCAGGGUUCAUUCAAUUAUAUAUGUGAGAGACUUGAACACUUGAAAACUGGAACUUCAAACACUGAAAGAACUUUGACACCAGUUCCAUGUAUGUGCACUAGAGAUGGCUUUUCUUCAUUUAUUCCAUGCAGUCUCUUUAGCAGCCAGAGAAAAGAUGGUUGGCCUUUCAUGUUGAGGAUUCCUGAAAAGAAAAAUAUGAUGUCAUCAAGGCAGUGGGGUCCUAUUUAUCUUAAAGUCUUAACUGGAGGAAUCCUACAAAUGUAUUAUGAAAAAGGUCUUGAAAAACCUUUCAAAGUAUUCCACCUGCAACCAUUUUGCAGACUUUCAGAACCAAAGUUAGAGAACUGCAACAUCUCUGGGAAAAUCCAUACUGUGAAAAUUGAACAUGUGUCAUACACAGAGAAAAAGAAGUAUCACCCUAAAACUGAAGUGGUUCAUGAAGCAGAGGUAGAACAGAUGCUGAAACUAGGGACGACUGAUUACAGUGACUUCACUGACUUCCUAAUGAUAGUCGAGGAAGAGUUGAUGAAGCUUCCUGCUAUUUCAAAACCAAAGAGACAUUAUGAAGAACAAGAAAUGAUCCUGGAAAUAGUGGACAACUUUUGGGGGAGAAUUAGCAAAGCAGAAGAGAAGUUAAUUGAAAGUGCUGUCAUCACUCAUAUAUAUUCCUUAAACUUUUUGAAUGGUAAUUCUGAGUGCUUUAUGACACUAAAUGACUUGGAGCUUCAAAAGAGAGAUCAGCGUUAUUUUGAGUCAGGCAGUAAGAAAAAAUGGAUUGAAAUUCAUGACUAUCACUUUCAUCAAUGUGUGAAAAAACAAGAAUUUGAGCACUCAAGAAUAAUUAAAUUUAUACCACCAGAUGGCUGUAGAAUAGAACUAAUGCGCUAUAGGACACAGCAUAAUGGACUGGAUCUUCCAUUUUCUGUCAAAGCCUUGUUAGUUGUUCAAGGAGCUUAUGUUGAACUGCAAGCUUUCAUAAGCAUGUUUCCAUCUGCUUUGGCUUCAGCAUAUUCAUACCCUACAAAACACUGUGAAAAUAUAAUGGUUCACUUUCCUGUUCCCUCACAGUGGAACAAAACUCUUUGGACUAUGAACCUCCAAAGACAGAAAUCCCUGAAAGCAAAAAUGAACAGAAGAACUUGUCUUGGCUCUUUAAAUGAGGUUGAAUCUGACUCCAUUAUUCAUGUCUCAGUUGGAACAGCCAAGUAUGAAAGUGCUUAUCGAGCCAUUGUGUGGAAGAUUGACAGACUACCAGAUAAAAACUCAAAUCCAGAUCAUCUGCACAGUUUGUCUUUCAAAUUAGAACUUGGCUCAGAUCAAGAUAUCCCUUCUGAUUGGUACCCUUUUGCCGUGGUGCAGUUUGUUGUGUCUGACGCAUGCGCCUCAGGAACCGAAGUGAAAUCAUGGGGUGUUGAGAGGGAUGUACAGCCUCAGAAACAUGUGAUUCAGAAAGCAUUUUAUAAUUGCCAGGUUGAAAUUGAGAAGAAAUGGAUUAGACUUGAGGGAGAAGAUCCCAAUAAGGGUGGGAAUUGUGACAUACAAUAGAAGAGAGAAAUAAUCUGGAUUCCUUUUGAGGAUGUGGGCAAUAUUUUAAUGUAAGCAGGAUAAUUUAAAUGCAGUAAAGCAAUGGAUUUCAAUAUAUAAUUUUUCAAAUUGUCAUGUUAAAAGAUCAGAUACCUAAUUGGCAGUAUGCAUUCUAAACAUUUAAUAUAUUAACUAUAACAUUAUAAAGGUAAUACUAUAAAUUGGUUUUAAAGGCAAAAAGCUGUUCCAGUGUGUGUGGGGGAGUGAAUGCAGCUCUCCUUUGCAACUCCCUAAAGCAGACGUGCCUUUUCCUGAGAUAAUACAGCUACACACUACAACUGCCAUGAAAUUCCUGGGGAAAAUAUAUAUUAAUGAACUGCAGAUAGAUUCUGUUUGUACUCCCAAACACCCUUUUGCCUUUGAACCCAAAGGACACACUAUAUUGAAAAUAACUAUAUUUGAUAUGACUUUAAAGUCAGUUGACCACAAAUCUUUUAGUGGUAGCAUCAAAAUAUUUUGACUUUUGAUGUUGUCUAGAAUUAUAAGACAUAGAUAAAUCUGUCUGUAUAAUCCUGUAUGUUCUUGCCACUUUCAGUAAAAAAUGCAGGUCCCAACUAUAUUUCAUGGUGGGAUCAUUGGUAUAGAGCUUAGCAGUUUUAUUGUAAAUUGAAUCUUAUACAUUUUAAGUGCUUCAGUACAUUCUUUUGCUACAUAAGAGUACAUGUGUGGAAAAUGAUUCACUAGAGUACAGCGUAGACAUUUUUCUGAAUAGUGCAGUUGGCAAAAACAGAGAGCUAAUCCAUUGCUUCCUUAACUUUUUGCAAAAAUCUACACCAAUUCCAAACUUUGUCAAAAUUGUUAAUAUACAUUUCUCUACAGAGGAAGCAGUGCAAUUACUUGAACUGUUCCUUUCUUUGGCCUUUUGGUGGAAAAGGUUUCACUUUGUAGUAUUUUGUCAUUGGUUACAAAUUAUUUUGGAUUUCCAACAAGAACAGAUGUUAGAUUUAGGAAAAAAAGUGUCUUCAUUUGUUCUUCAGAGAAACUAAAGAUCCAUGUGAACAUGAAAAACGAGAUGUUCUCUUGUUCUGCCAGCUGAACUAGAGUUUGCUUAAGGAGUGUAGAGUGGAUUAUGUCUGACUCUAAAGGAAAACAUAACUAUACACAAUAUGAUCAGCUUACCCUUUGGGCUAUUUUGAAGUUAUUUUUUAAGUUUAUUACUUAGAUGUAUUUGGACAUUUGGGAAGAGGACUCAUCACUGUUUCAAUCUUGAGGACUAUAUUGAAUAUUUGGGAAGCUAAGAGGUGUCAGUUUUAAUUUAUAUUGCUGGCUUUCUGAUUAAUUUUAACUGUUCCACAUGUUAUCUUUCUUCCAUGUAAGUCUUUUUAGAAUAAAACUCUAACAGCACAUUUCACUUCACUUGACAUUUUUAUUCUUGCUGCAGGUAUUAAAUACCAUUUCAGUAAAUUGUUUCCAAAGAGAAAAUUAUUUAAAAUAAAAUUGAGCUCAAUUGAUUUGGAAACCAUAUUUUACAUUAUACUUCCAGUUCAGCAUAUCAUGGGAUUUAAUAUUAAGGUACUUAAUAAGUAAGAUUCAAAAUUUUGCAAGACUCGAAAGAAGUGGACUUGAAUUUCCUAAUUUAAGUUUAUAUUAUCAAGUGAGCAGUUUAUCAUGAAUGGAUAAAAUUCCUGAACAGCAGAAUAUCAAUUAUAGAAGGAGCUAGCUUAGCCAAUAGAUUUCAUAGAUAUCUAUGGUAUGAAGAAACAAAAGAGAAGAAUAUUAUAAGACAAAGUUUGUUAAAAAUAUGGAAUCUUCUAAAAACAAGGAUAAGAUUUCAGCAUCAGCAUCACUGUCAAAUGCCUUUUAUUUCACGAACAACUACAGUAAGAAAGAUUUAAUCACAUAUGCUAAUACAGUACACUCAGACUCAGAAAACAGACUAAAGUCACAGCAAGAACUGUUCAAUGAAGGUAGGCAUUCACCAUGGUUGAUUGCUGGAAGAAUAAAAAGUGACCUCAAGAAAGGAGGGACUUUGAAAAAGAUGGCAGAAUUUGAAACACUUUUACAAAGCCAAGAUAAUCUAUUAGGUUAUAUAUUUAUAAAAACUAUUAUUGAAAUAGUUAGGGUUCUUUUUGUAAAAUAAAUACAAAAAUAGUUCGUUUUGUAAAAUAAAUGAUGACAUUGUGUAAUAUGGCAUGUGUGGUUCAUCUGAAGUUGUAUUUACCUACUUUUGAGAACUGCUAAGGACCAGAUGAUUUUUAUUGUGUCCUGAUACGUAAAACCAUAGAACUCAAAGAGGGUGUACUUUCUUUUUCACAUUACUGUAUAUUGAAAGAUAAAAGCUGCAAGAACAAAUUUCAAAAAUUCUGUUUAUAUGGUAUUUCCAAGCUUAUUUAA